Molecule: messenger RNA, 2514 nt
Organism: Phytomonas sp. EM1
Lineage: Eukaryota; Euglenozoa; Kinetoplastea; Trypanosomatida; Trypanosomatidae
Source: the annotation of a GenBank genome assembly
AUGGAACGGUAUAAAUUUGUUAGGGUCAUUGGAAAGGGAACAUAUGGGAUUGUUCUCGAAUGCAUAGAUCGGGAAACUAAAGAACUUGUAGCCAUAAAGUGUUUUAGGAGGGAUACCUCCUCCGAGAAAUAUUUUUUUCAGACUAUAAUUCGUGAUCUUCGUGUACAACAGCUUCUUGAAGGAGAGCCACACAUCGUUAAGCUACUUGAUGUUUUCCAGGAAGGGGAGCAGAUUUAUUUAGUGAUGGAAUACGUUCCUCAUAAUCUUCUAGAAAUCUUAGAGAAGAAUCCUAAAGGACUCGAGUUUGAGGCUCUGCGAUUGCUCAUCUACACCACUCUUCUCGGUGUUCGCUCUCUUCAUAGGCGAGGCCUUAUUCACCGAGAUAUAAAGCCAGAAAAUAUACUAGUGGAGGAUGAUGGUACCGCUAAAUUGUGUGACUUUGGCUUUACACGCCCAGUUUUAUUGGCGAACCGACAAGCCACAUCUACAUUAGCUACAUUUCCCCCUUCAAUAAAAAGGUUAGCGAACACAGAAGACGAUAGUAAAAAGGGGAGUUCAUCCAUGAAUCCGAGUUUAUUUACCCUAGACGAUCUUGUAUAUGACUGUACCGCCAACUCUAUGACAGCAUACGUGUCCACUCGGUGGUACCGUAGCCCUGAGAUGCUGUUGGGGGUACCCCAAUACGACUUUGUGGUGGAUAUGUGGGCAAUGGGCGCAAUCAUGGCGGAGGCUGCGGAUGGUGAACCACUACUCCCAGGCAAUUCAGAGUUAGAUCAGCUCUCUUUAAUUCAGACUCGCGUAGGUCGAUUCCCAAAUUCCUACCAAGCCUUAUUGCAGAAACUUGGCUCUAGCGUUCCCUAUGAAUGUGAAAAGACCGAUUGCAGCCUUUUUUCAAUAUUAUCUGAAUGUGAAUUCAGUGAUUAUCUACACACGCGAUUUCAUAGCGUUUUGGGAAAGCUUGGGGUACACCUCCUGCAGUGCCUUUUAGUAAUAGAUGCUUCGAAGCGAAUAACAGUGGAAGAGGCCCUGCAACACCCUUUUUUCGAUGGGGUCGGCGCACAAUACUCGCUGCUGCUGCCGUCUUCACGGCGUGCUCCUUCCCUAGUUUCUUCAAAAGCGUCUUGCGUGAAGCUUAGCAAUAAUCUUAUGUCAACCGACACCGCUGCAAAAGAGCCGGACAAAGACGGAAUCCCACCCCUGUCCGAACUGACAUCAUCCGUGCCUACUUCCCAUCACCAUUCCAAAAAGAACAAUCCAAUGGAAAGGGUUAGCAUCAGUGAAACGAAGCUGUUUGGCUCCGUAAAGGAAGUAACACAGGUAGACGCCGGCUCUCUAAAUCAGCUCAAGAGGCGCAUGAUACUAGUCCAUGACUCUAAGUUUAAGAAGCACGAACCGAAUCUAAAAUUUCUUAUCCCACAGUUAAGAGCACCGCACGACGAUACGAUGUCUAAGCGGCGCCUUGGAAACGAUUUUGAAAGGUCAAGAGGAAAAAAUAGAGUAAAAAACUCCACACAGCCCACCAACUCUGUGUCGUUUUCCACUUCUGAUCGUCGGUCUACUUCAAGGAAAGCCUUAAAAAUGCUAAUUGAGGCUACAACCAAAAUGUCAUCGAUGUGGCAGAACACCAAACGUAAUGGGGUUGGCGCAGGUGCCACCCAUACCACCCUUAGCGACCACAACGAGAAUCCCGAAAGCAUACUGAUUUGCGGCCCAUCGCAUGCGAAGGACAUUCAAAAGGUUGAAUCCAAUGAGAGGAUUUUCAGCUCAAACUGUUGGGAUGACUCCUCCGCCCCGCACAAUGACACCUUGUCUGGAAAACUCAAUUCACGCCCGCGACAUGGCAAGCGCUCUGGUUCGAAAGGCUCACACGGCCAACCGGAGGGCUGCACAACCCCACUCCUGCGCUGUCCCUCCACGAGGGCGCGGCACCCCCCCUUCAGGCGAUUAGGGACAAACACGCAAUCCCAGUACUUCACGUCCGCACAGAGAUGGGGGCCCACGCAGGAUUCCUCCCGGUCUCAGAAGCCCAAGGCCCACCCAAACCUGCGAAAGGAAGAUCCUCCCCUUCGUGACACGGUGCCCGCUGUGACAUCUGGGGAGCGGACGAAACCGGCUGGGCCCCCCCAGGAGAGACGGGACGGGCCAGGAGGGGCUUCCAUUCGGCGGUAUCGAAGACAUUCCUCGCCGGUGGGCCGGCCGACCCGUACGCAGAGCUCCGAGAAGAACAGCGUCGGCCGCGGUGCGCCAGGGCAGCGGGUGGGGGCGACAGAGGACUCAACACACCACAACCCCCCAACGCGAACCCCGUUGCUAUUCUUCCGGAUGAAGAAAAGCUCUACUACUUUGGAUGGACCAGUGGUAGGAGGGUAUUUAGGUUCGACAAAUACACGUGGAGUGGCUUCUCUCGGGCGAGGCGUGCCGUCGACGCCGCGUCUGAUGCCCAUUACUUCGCAUCUACCGCCAGCUGUGCUUUCCUCGCGUAAGGGUCCCAGCCCUGCCUCAGGUAAUCCAUAA